AUGGGUGCUCUUCACUAUCUUGCAAACUUGUGCACUGUUAGAAGCACUAGAAACAAAAGGAGAUCAAUGCAGACAGUCGAAAUUAAAGUGAAAAUGGACUGCGAUGGAUGUGAGAGAAGAGUGAAGAAUGCUGUUAAAUACAUGGAAGGUGUGAAAACCGUGGAAAUUAAUCGGAAGCAAAGCCGCGUAACAGUUAAUGGCUAUGUUGACCCGAACAAAGUGUUAAGGAGAGUGAAGAAUACAGGGAAAAGAGCUGAAUUUUGGCCAUAUAUCCCUCACAAUGUUGUUCAUUAUUCUUAUACAUCUCAAGCUUAUGAUAAAAGGGCACCUCCUGGAUUUGUGAAAAAUCUUACACAGGCACUUCCUUCUACUAAUGCAACUGAAGAACGAAUCUCGUAUUUCUUUAGCGAGGAUAAUCCCAAUGCUUGUUCUAUUAUGUGA
This is a messenger RNA of Fraxinus pennsylvanica, 441 nucleotides long. The record is from the annotation of a GenBank genome assembly. NCBI's taxonomy places the organism in Eukaryota, Viridiplantae, Streptophyta, Magnoliopsida, Lamiales, Oleaceae.